Molecule: messenger RNA, 1075 nt
Organism: Nicotiana tabacum (common tobacco)
Lineage: Eukaryota; Viridiplantae; Streptophyta; Magnoliopsida; Solanales; Solanaceae
Source: RefSeq, a predicted model, not a curated record
UUUUGAAGAACAAAGAGCGGCACAUAUUCCCGCUCCCUUGAAAUUUCUCUCCACUCAACUCCACUCCCAAAAUCGCCCCGCCAUCACCGCCGCUGCGCUGCCUUCCACGGCCGCAGUCAUGGAUUCCUCCACCGCCACUGCGCUCCUCACUGAACUUCAAUCUUCCUCCAAAUUCACCACCAAUACCUACAAUAACUUCUCCAAUUACCUCCACGAAUUCACUACUCUCUCCAAACCAAACAAGUCCUCAAAAUCCACUGACGUUACUACUAUCAUCCGUUCACUUGCCAAACAGUUCCUUUCUUUCCUCAAUAAAGCCCUAAGCCUUUUACCCAAACGUUUAUCUGAAUCGCCCAGAAUUCCUGACGAAUCUGCCCCUCACUUGUUCGACAUUUACAGGUUGUGCCUUAACUGCCUUGAGUGUAUCUCUUCGCAGCUGUCGUGUAAACCCUACACCAUUCAAGCACAAAGAGUUCGGUACAUUCAUUGUCUGGAAUCAUGGGAGAAAUACGAGGAAGCUGAAUGUGAAGGACUCUCUGUACUUAAGGUUCUUCGCGAUAAUGCCAUUGGUAAAACCAAGGCAGAAACAAAGAAGUCGAAAUUAGUGGUGUCAACUCAGCAGCAUUUGUUGCCUCAGUUGGCCGAAGAGAAUGUGGAUCAAGAAUUUGCUCUGUUGGUUGUAGAGAUUGUUGUUACACUUGUUAAGUGUGCUUCUUUAAUUCAGAAUAAGGCGGUCAGUGAAUAUCAUGGACUUCUUGAUUUGGUUAAAGAAGUUGCGCCAUGGUUCAAGGUUUUGGAUGCAAAUGCUCAGGAUAAAUUGCAUCGGGUGCUUGUGACAUAUUUGAACAGAAUAACAAUGACUAUGUUUGGGGACUUUACAAAAUUCAGUGGGGAUUUGGUGCGGGAAUUUUGUAAAGAAGCCUUGUGUCAAAUUAAAAAUUCAUCCUUAAACGAUCAACUGUUCAAGUUUGCAAGGAAGAUAUGCUCUUCUAUCUUCUCACAAGAACUUGAGAAAUGCUUUGGGGUUGUUGACACCUUAAAAUAUGUGCUGGAUACCAUGGCUGCAGAAAUGAAG